Cordyceps fumosorosea ARSEF 2679 is the source of this 2487-nucleotide messenger RNA. Its product is annotated as ADAM 8 precursor. Gene Ontology annotation, molecular function: metalloendopeptidase activity. The transcript has 2 exons. NCBI's taxonomy places the organism in Eukaryota, Fungi, Ascomycota, Sordariomycetes, Hypocreales, Cordycipitaceae. Gene Ontology annotation, biological process: proteolysis. The coding region runs from base 1 to 2487 and encodes 828 amino acids. The record is from RefSeq and is a predicted model, not a curated record.
AUGGUUGCGUUACGGUCUCUCGCAGCCGCCGUCACCAGCGCUGCGCUCUUGUUGCAGACGUCUCUCGCCGAGUCCUUCAAGCGAAACCCCGUUGACUAUGUCACCCUCAUCGACAACGUUCAAAUAAACACCCCUUCCCGCAGAGUUACAGCGCAUUCCAAGUUCGACCUCACAUUUACCCUCCACAACGGCCACCAGAAAAUCAGACUCGCCCUCGAGCCCAACAACGACCUCAUCCCCAAUGAUUUAUCCGUCACAGUUCUCGGCUCUGACGGCUCCGUCGCUGCCGCCCACCCCGUCAUACGAUCGGACCACAAGGUCUUCAAGGGCCUUGCCUUCGUCCAGCGCCAUGGCCUGCAAGGCUGGUCUGCCGCGGGCUGGGCCAGAAUCAUGGUUCUGAAAGACGGCGACGAGCCUGUUUUUGACGGUGCUUUCCGAAUCGACGGCAACAAUCACCACAUCGAGACCGCUUCCAAGUAUCGCCUGGUCAAGCACGAGGGCGACCCUAGUGUGCAGCUCCCCGACCAGAGCGCUGCCAACAAGACCAUGGUCGUGUGGCGCGACUCAGACAUUAUUCCUCUCGAUUACUCUCAUUCCGAGUUGAGGCGCCGAAGCAUUGCUAGCAGCGCACUCUGCAGUUCCGAUUCGCUGACCUUCAACUCCAAAUAUGAUCCCGUGGCGCGAGACUUCAGCCCAUUGCAAUCCAUGCCUACUCACCAGCUCUUUGGUCGCCAAUCUAUCGAUGGCGGCGGCGGCGGCGAUCCCGCAGGUAAUUUGAUUGCCAGCAUCGGCUCCGUAGAUGGAUGUCCAACAACGAAAAAGGUCGCACUUGUCGGGCUCGCUACGGACUGCACCUAUUGGAGCGUGUUUGGCUCCAAAAACGAUAUUCAGACGCACGUCCUGGGUGUCGUCAACAAGGCCUCAGAACUCUACGAGAGCACCUUCAAAAUCUCCCUGGCCGUCAGGAACUUGACCGUUAUUGAGGCAAACUGCUCCAGCGGAGGCACGUCGGCGACUCCAUGGAAUGUUGACUGCUCGCCCGAUUUUAGCAUCACCGACCGACUCAACACAUUCUCUGCUUGGCGAGGCAAGUCGCAGGACAAGAAUGCCUAUUGGACACUCCUAACAAAGUGUCCCACCGACAACGCCGUCGGUUUGGCAUGGCGCGGCCAGCUUUGCCGUCAAGGGUCUGCGCCCAACGGUGGCACCAACGACACUAUUGCCAGUACCAACGUCGUAGUCAAUGGCCCUACCGAAUGGCAAAUCUUUGCCCAUGAGACUGGGCACACGUUUGGUGCCGUUCACGACUGCACCCCCGAUCAGUGCCCCGUCAAAUCAUCUGCCCAAUCCUGCUGUCCCCUCAAGUCGAACCAAUGUGACGCCGGUGGCCAGUUCAUCAUGAACCCCUCCACCGCCAACGGCAUCACGCAAUUCUCCCCUUGCACAAUUGGCAACAUCUGCUCAGGUCUCAAGGGCAAUGUCAAGUCCGACUGUCUGACAGAUAAUAAAAAUGUCGAAACCAUUACCGAGAGCGUGUGCGGUAACGGCAUCGUGGAGCCCGGCGAAGAUUGUGACUGCGGCGGAACCGAGGGCUGCGGCAACAACAAGUGCUGCAACCCCAAGACGUGCAAGUUCUCACAAGGCUCCGUCUGCGACCCGGCCAACGAGGAUUGCUGCACCGAUAGCUGCAAAUUCGCGGGCGCCGACACGGUCUGCCGCGCCAGCACCAGCGAGUGCGACCCCGAGGAAAAGUGCCCCGGCAACUCGGCCAAGUGCCCGCCCGACGAGCACAAGAAGGCGGGUGAGUCAUGCGGCAACGGACUCGAGUGCGCGUCGGGCCAGUGCACGUCGCGAGACCGCCAGUGCCAGGUGGCCGCGGGCGGGCUAACGCACAGCAACAACACCAAGGCCUGUCGCAACGACUGUCUGAUGCUGUGCGAGUCGCCGUCGUUUAUGGGCGGCCAGUGUGCCUUUUACAACCAAAACUUCCUGGAUGGCACCAGCUGUAGUGGCGGCGGGCGCUGUCAGGAUGGUCAGUGUAAGGGCAGCUCGUGGUGGAAGGAGUUCACGCAGUGGUUCGUCAACAACAAGGCCAUAUCCAUCCCCGUUACCUGCGUGGUCGGCCUGCUGGUCAUUGCUGUGCUAUUCUCGUGCAUAGGCAGCUGCAUCCGACGCUCCAGCCGCCGCCGUCCCGUCCGUAAGCCUGUCAGCCCGCCGCCGUUCGACGGGUCUGGUGGCUGGAACCCCUACGCCAACGCUCAGUGGCAGCCCCAGGCCGGGCCGACCAUGACGGCAGCCAACGGCUUUGACGGCCCUCCUCCUCCUCCUCCUCCCGGCCCACCGAGAAACGAGUUUUACGGGAACAACAACAACAACAACAGCAACAAUGUUGUUGGCGGCAAUAGUGUGCAUGAUUUUGCCGCGCCGCCGCAUCCGCCCCCUAUUUACAACUAUGGCAAUCGCGGGAGCGGACCCCGAUAUGCAUAG